Symbiodinium necroappetens is the source of this 1101-nucleotide messenger RNA. The record is from the annotation of a GenBank genome assembly. Lineage: Eukaryota; Dinophyceae; Suessiales; Symbiodiniaceae.
AUGCGGCUUGGCGUGCAGAUUCCAGUCUGUGCUUCGAUCACAUCCUUGACAUUAGUGGCAUUGUGGACGAAGAGUGCAAGACUUACGGAGCAGCCCAGACUGCAACCGCAGGAGCAGCCCAUUCUGACGCAAAGCGGCAGCAGUCGCAGCCUGAUUGGCAGGAACUUGGUCCUAGCAGGAGAUUCGAACGAUGAGCGCUUCUUCCGGUAUUUCUGCAGGCGCCUGACCGGAGAGUUUGAUUCGAUACUGACAACAACGGAAAUUGUGAACCCUGUCGCGAGCGAGUAUCAUGGGAAGAUUCGGUGGCCCACAAUGGCCAGUGUCAUGACUUGCCAUGACCGCAGACGAAACAUAAGUGCGGCUUUCGUGUUCCAUCAAGGUCUGUACAGCAUUCCUCCGCAACCAACCUGGUAUCUUGAUUUUGCCCAUCGCCGAAUGCACACUCACUACCCCAACGCCGAAAGAAAGAGAGGUAUUCUUCCAAUCACUGACCAGGCACGCUGGAUUUGGCCCCAAGUCGUUCUCCAGCUGCUUCCGAAGCGCGAGAACAUACUGCUCCUUCAGUCUUCAAUGUGGGACUCUAUGGCUGUCCUCGAGGGGGUCGUUGGCACGCGAGUUUCGUUGAUGACAGAGGCACACGAGAACAUGACCGUUGAAGCUGGAGCCCACAUCUCGGCCACGAACUUGAGCACUUGGGGUUGGCUAUCGAGAGCGGAAGACGUUUGGUCUGCUUUGCUGCAAGGCUUCCAAGAGAACGGUUUGGACGUGGUAGCUCGUCUUUGGCGCACGAAUCCCGAUUGUCCUCGCUUGGUGCACGAAGGCUCAGCUAUUCUCAACCCGCUGAGUCGCCUCUAUGCUGAAGCGGUAAAGGACGCGCAGGCGGCGUCGGCGGGGGCAUGGUUGGACACUUGCAUAGUUGACUUACGUGGAUACUAUGUUGCUCCCAGCCCGAGCCAAUGUGACCUUCACCAUUUCACCAAACAAGGCUGGGAAGCCUACUGGACAGCGUUAAGCGACUGCAUGCAAAUGCCCACUGACACAGGAAAAGGAAGCAUCCGAUUUCCACGGAAGUUCUUAACAGGACCUGAGCGGUAUCGCUAA